Phytomonas sp. EM1 is the source of this 1608-nucleotide messenger RNA. Lineage: Eukaryota; Euglenozoa; Kinetoplastea; Trypanosomatida; Trypanosomatidae. The record is from the annotation of a GenBank genome assembly.
AUGUGCAGCGCCGCCGCCGUCUACGUGGGGAACCCCGCAGCGGUGUUUCUCUCCGGCGGGCUUUUGGCAGAUGGCCGGUGUAAUGCGAAGCUGUGGGUGCUGAAUCCGAGGACGGGGACCUGCCAGGGGCUCGCGUUCCCGAUCGGUGCUCGGUUCUCGCACUCGAUGACGCCCCUUUCCCUGGCGGUGGGGGAGCGGAUUUUGAUUUUGGGCGGCUGUGGAUCCUCCCCGCGCGCGGAGCUCCCCGCGGCGGCGUUGUGGGAUCCUCACACGAUGCGGAUUACCCCGCUUUCGCUCCCACCAGAGAGCCCGACGUGGGCUCGACAUGCUUGCGUUGCCCUCGGCAAAGGGCGGUUGGCGAUCGUCGGCGGGGGGUUUACCUGUUUUUCCUUCGGCACCUUUACGGCAAAACCGGCUUUGCUGGAAAUCGGGACCGAGGUGGAUCCGCUUCCCACGCCAACGACCGUCUUCUCUGGGGUGGAAUCCGCAUCGAAGCCGCUUUCGACCGGGCGAAUCGCGAAUGAAACGGGCGCGUACCCCCCUAAGGAGGCCUGGUUAACCUCCCUGCUCGCCCUUCCACGGUCGGUCGUCGAGGAAGUGGAGGGAUCCGCCGGGGUGGAGAAAGUUUUGCAGGCGAUGCGGGAAUGCCGGCGACCGAUCGUCCUCCGCGGAGCCUCGUUCGGGCCCUGCGUCGCGCGAUGGGCGGAUCCGAAUUACCUCAAGGCGGCCACCAAGGAUGCCGUCGUUUCCGUGCAUGUCGCGAAAGGCGCUUAUGUACUCGAUUUCGUGCGAAAAAAUUUCACCUUCCGCCACGUUCCCUUUUCGGAUUUGAUUCAACACCUGCAGGACGCGACUGCCCACUACCGAGCGCAUGGAAACGUUCCCGACGAGUGUUGGUACUUUCGAUCCAUCGCGACGCAUAUGAAGACUGAACGAGCGAAUCUUUGGGUGGAUUUUAAGGCGCUCGGGCGGGAUUUUUGCCUUCCAGACGGGAUCCGAGAGCAGGUGAUGCCGAAAAUGCAUCAAUCCUGUCUGCGCCUCAACGCGGCGCCACUGCAGCUGUGGACGCACUACGAUACGAUGGAGAACGUCCUCGUGCAAGUGGUCGGUCGCAAACGCGUCGUGUUGUUUCCACCUAACCAGUAUGGGAACCUCUACAUCUCGGGAAGCUCCUCACCGGUUUUAAAUAUUGAUGCACCGAAUUUAUCGCAGUACCCCCGCUUCAUCGACGCCUGCAAAAAUGCGAUGGAGGUCAUUCUCGGGCCUGGCGAUUUGCUGUACUUCCCAGCCAACUGGUACCAUCAUAUCACGACCCUUGUGGAGGAAUCCAGUGAUGCGCCCCCUUACAGUUUAUCUGUGAAUGUUUUUUACCGCCGCUUCGAUUCCUCUGACUACGAUAAAAAGGAUUUGUACGGAAAUAAGGAUCUCCCUGCGGUUGUAGAGCUUCGUCGAAAAAUCACAACCCACGUCCGCGAGCUGAUCGACAAUCAACACUUGAAGGCAGGUGGGGAGCCGCUUUGCCCAGAGUACAAGGAGUUCGCGUUACGACAAGCGCUGCAGGAUUUGGAGGGCCUCGCCGACUCCCUUGGAGCUUCUGCAAACCAAUAG